Molecule: messenger RNA, 2281 nt
Organism: Brassica napus (rape)
Lineage: Eukaryota; Viridiplantae; Streptophyta; Magnoliopsida; Brassicales; Brassicaceae
Product: BTB/POZ and TAZ domain-containing protein 3
Exons: 4
Coding region: 964-2073 (369 amino acids)
Molecular function (GO): protein binding
Source: RefSeq, a predicted model, not a curated record
AACAUAUACGUCGUUUAACGCCGGUUGCUCUUUUAUUGGACUAGUCACAUGUUUCCGUCAUCUCCAAGCUCUCCCAAGCUUACAGUACAUUUCUGCAAAAUAAAACUAUUGAGUUUGAUCACUCCGUUUUAACAACUUUCCGUCGCCGUCCACUCGAAACCCGUGACAAAGUUGGUUAGCAUUACCUUAUUAUAUCACUCAAUUCAUAUGUAGUCCCUACAGUAAUAUCAAUAGAUCUUAUUUACAAAAGUCCAAGUUCUUGAUUUUGACUCGAUUGGAUAAAUUUGUUUAGCAUUCUUAAUUAGUUUUACUUUUUACAGUGAACAUUCUGCGCUUAUAUAAUUUCUAGUAAGGAUCCAUCAUAUUAUUAGACUGGUCGGUACUAUUUUCCCACCGGCUGGUCGGUAAGAUAAGGUGCCAAUAAUAAAUCUAUUUAGUUUAACUUACCGGGCAUAGAGACAGAAUACAAAAAUGGGGGUGACAAGGAGCACUAACUUUAGUCUUUAGUGCAAUUCAAGAUCAGCCAUAUACGUCUUUCAACCUUAUAAUAUCUCUCCCCUCAAAAUCAUUUUAAGCUAAUAAUAUUCUUUUUAAAAAAUCAUUCGUGGCCUUCAAUUUUUCGUUCUUUAUGUCAGAAAAUGCCAUACUCCUAAUUCUUCAUUAACGACGUCGUUUGGCAGACGUUUAGUAAGCAAAUUUGCUACUUCCCGUGUGCUUUAGACUUAAAGGACGAAACCAACCACUUGGCACCAAAAAAACUUCUCUUUCUUCGCUCUUCAAUUGUGAUCAUCAUUCUCUGUAUCUCGUUGAGUUGGUGGUGAUUGAAGAAAGAGUAAUGGUUAUGAACUUCACCUAGAUACUCUUUAUCAUCUCGGCCGAGUAUUGGGUACACGUCGUCGUCUCUGUUUCUGGAUUCAAGAACUGUAACAUAAUCUAUUCUCUCAAGUCGCGGGGUUUGAUUCAAUGGCUUCUUCAGAAGUAUCUACUUGUGCCAAGAAUAUUCCAAAACCUCCUCCUCUUCCUCGUGUAACCUACCAAGCUUCCAGAAGCAAACCCUCGAGCUCAUCCUCACGCCUUGUGCCCCAAGAAACAGUAGAAACGUGGGACAAGCUUUUCAAACAAGGCACUGGAGCAGAUACAUACGUUGAAGUCGAUAACAAAUCUCAUUUUCUAGCCCAUUCAUACAUACUGGCUGCAGCUUCACCUGUAAUGCCACAGCUUCUAAACCAAUCGAGGGACAAAAAAGGAAAUUCACACCUCAAGUUCCUCGGAGUGCCUCAAGAAGCUGUCUACAUGUUCAUUCGGCUUCUCUACUCUUGCAGCUACGAGGAGGAAGACAUGAAGAAGUACGUGCUCCCUUUGUUGGUUCUCUCACACUGCUACUCGGUCCCAUCUCUCAAAAGAGUCUGCGUAGAGGUUCUUGGUCAAGGAUGGAUCAACAAGGAGAAUGUCAUCGACGUGCUCCAGCUAGCUCGAACCUGCGACGCCGCGAGGAUCAGCUUUCUAUGCGUUUCAAUGGUCAUCAGAGACUUUAAGUCUGUAUCUUCAACGGAAGGAUGGAAGGUGAUGACGCGAGGUGAUCGUAAGCUAGAGCAAGAGCUUCUUGAGGCGGUGGUGGAGGCAGACGCUAGGAAGAAAGAGAGGAGGAAGAAGGUGGAGGAGAGGAGAAUGUAUUUGGAGCUUUAUGAAGCUGUGGAGGCUCUUGUUCAUAUAUAUAGAGAAGGUUGUGGGACGAUAGGGCCUCGAGGUAAAGCGCUUAAGGGAAGCAAAGCUGUGUGUGAGUUCUCGGCUUGUAAAGGAGUUGAAGGUGGGCUUAGACAUUUCUUGGGAUGCAAGUCUGCUAGGGCUUCGUGUGGUCAUUGUAAAAGGAUGUGGCAGCUUAUUCAGCUUCACUCUUGUCUCUGUGGUAGUUCUGAUUCUUGCGAGGUCCCUCUCUGCCGGAACUUCAAGGAGAAAAUGAAAAAGAUUAGCAAGAGAGAAGAGUCUAAAUGGAGGUUGCUUGCGGAAAACGUUACUACAGCUAAAAGAAGUCUUGGUCCAUUCUCUUCUUCACGCCGUUCUGCUUUGAUAUAAGAUAGGUUUUAGAGUCAUUGAAGUGUAAAUAUAUACAAGGGAUAGGGAUAAAGACUGUGUGUCAAGAACAAGGCCCAUCAUAGUGGUUUUGGAACAAAUGUUGUCUUCACCAUGUUGUUGGUUACUUUGUUAUAUACAUGCUGCGUCUUGAUCUUUGACAGUGUUGUAAAGAAGUUUUCUCAUCAUCAUACAAUUCUUUUUUUUUGUA